Messenger RNA from Astyanax mexicanus (Mexican tetra), 5542 nucleotides. It is a transcript of the gene enah, whose product is annotated as ENAH actin regulator. Gene Ontology annotation, biological process: actin polymerization or depolymerization; actin polymerization-dependent cell motility; axon guidance. Bases 350 to 2824 code for a protein of 824 amino acids. The record is from RefSeq and is a predicted model, not a curated record. The transcript is spliced from 15 exons. Lineage: Eukaryota; Metazoa; Chordata; Actinopteri; Characiformes; Acestrorhamphidae. Gene Ontology annotation, molecular function: SH3 domain binding; profilin binding.
GUGAGGGAGAAAGAGAGAGGGAGAGAGAGGAGAUUAGAAAAAAACUGCUUAGUUGAGCAGUAAUAACACAGCGUAGCGAUUUCAUCUUCCCUGAACGUGAUCUUCAACAACUGUGAGCGCUCAAAUGCCUGUUGCCAGGUUACCGGCCGAUACUGUGAAAAGCGGGAUUGUGUACGCGAGCGGCAUGGGGAAGCGCCAUUGACUCGCGCCCGUCUCUAAAUAAUGAAUCACUGAUGCGUCCAGAGCCGGGCAAAGGCGAUGAAUAGGAGAGCGUGAUCGGGAUCGAAACCGCAGCGUCCGAGGAGUCGCCCUGGGGGGCUUCUGGUAAAAGGGGUGGGGGGUUUUGGCCAUGCAGCUCCAGUCUGCGACGCAUUGCAAGUUGUCUGGCUUCAUCCUGGGUGAAAAAUGCUCGGCAUCUUCAAAAAUGGAAGCGCACCGUGAGCAGAGCAUAUGUCAGGCGCGGGCUGCUGUCAUGGUGUACGACGACGCCAACAAGAAAUGGGUUCCGGCUGGUGGUUCCACAGGUUUCAGCAGAGUCCACAUCUAUCACCAUACCGGCAACAACGCCUUCCGGGUGGUGGGCCGUAAAAUUCAGGACCACCAAGUGGUGAUAAACUGUGCCAUUCCCAAGGGGCUGAAAUAUAACCAGGCCACGCAGACCUUCCACCAGUGGCGCGACGCCCGGCAGGUGUACGGCCUUAACUUCGGCAGCAAGGAGGACGCUAAUGUGUUUGCCAGUGCCAUGAUGCACGCCCUGGAGGUGCUGAACUCUCAGGAUGCAGGUCCCACGUUGCCAAGACAGAACCCUCAGGUGCAGAAUGGCCCUUCGCCAGAGGAGCUGGAAAUGCAAAGAAGGCAGCUGCAGGAGCUGCAGCGUCAGAAGGAGUUGGAGCGCGAGCGGCUGGAGCGUGAGCGUCAAGAGCGAGAGCGGUUGGAGCGCGAACGACAGGAGCGCAUGGAGAGAGAGAUGCUGGAACGCGAGCGCUUGGACCGUGAGCGCCAGGAACGUGAGCGGCUGGAACGGGAGCGUGCUGAGCAGGAGCGAGUGGAGCGCGAGCGGCAGGAACAGGAGCAGCUGGAGCGCGAGCGCAGCGAACGGGAGCUGCUGGAGCGUGAGCGAGCGGAGAGGGAGAAGCAAGAGAGGGAUCACCAGGAGCAGCUGGAGAGAGAGCAGAUGGACUGGGAGAGAGGGCGACGCAUCUCCAACGCUGCAUUUGAAAGCACACUCCACACCCCUCCACCUCCUGACUACAAGACCACCACCACCUCCUCUUCCUCCUCACCGGUUUCCCCCUCUACACCCAACUACCCUCCACCCUCUACGUCACCAUCCAUAGCCACACCCCCAACCCCUCCCCUCCGCCACUCUGCCUCCCGAUUUGCCACCUCCCUGGGCUCCGCCUUCCACCCAGUGCUGCCCCACUACGCCACCGUCCCCCGACGACAGCCGGCCCCACCCCCUGCUCCGGCUCCUCCUCCAGUCCCUGCGUCCAAACCGUUCUUCUGCCCAGCCAACUUCACCCCCUUGCCACCCUCUCCUCCAGUCAUGAUUAGCAGCCCACCUGGAAAGGCCACAGGCCCACGACCAGUCAUCGCCAUCCCAGCCACUAGCCCGCUCUGUCAAAAACCACCUUCACCCACAGGGCUCCCAGGCCCCGCCCACUUCCACACAUCUUGUUCCUCCUCCCCAGUCUCAUGCCAGCCUCUUCCCUCACCUCCAACUCCACCCCCUCCUCCACCUCCACCUUUGCCCCCCUUUUCCCUGUCUCAGUCGCCCACCAUCGCCCCCUUCGUGUCCUGUCCCUCACCCCAGCCUCCUGUUUUCCCUUCUCCUUCCACAGCCUCCCCCGUCUCAGCCGAGCACUAUGUAAACUCUGUGCUGGGAUACCCCUCUGCUCCAGAGCCAGCCUAUCAGCCUGCUGCUGACCCCCCCAGCCAGCCGGAUGCAGCACAGGGCCUGCCCACCCCACCUCCCGCACCACCCCUUCCACCCGGCUCCACUGUGACCCCCACUUCUGCCGGUCCCCCGCCCCCUCCCGGUCCACCUCCCCCUCCUCCUCCUCCACUCCCUACCGCACUCACUCCUACAGGACCUCCUCCUCCUCCCGGGCCACCGCCUCCCCCCUCAGGCCAGGCCCCUCCUCCUGCACCACCUCCUCCUCCGGCACCACCUCUACCCUCUGGACUCCUCACUCCUUCACCUACCACUGACGAGAACAAACACCUGUCUGGCCUCGCGGCAGCCCUCGCUGGAGCCAAGCUACGGAAAGUGCCAAGGAAUGAGGAGCCCGCUAGCACGACUGCUGCAAAUGCGGUGGCCCCCGGAGCUGCUAAGCCGGAACCUGCCCGUGGGAAUGGCCCUCUGUCAGGAGGAGGAGGACUCAUGGAGGAGAUGAGUGCCCUGCUGGCCAGGAGAAGAAGAAUUGCAGAAAAGGGAUCAUCACCGGAGCCUGAACAGAAAACAGAUGAAAUUGAAAUGACCACAACUCCAAAAGUGUCAGCCUGUAGCACACCAGAUAUGCCCAGAAAGCCUUGGGAGAGAACAAACACCAUGAAUGGUAGCAAAUCACCAGUUAUUGGAAGACGGGACGUGCCGUGGAGAAAUCAGAUGAGUACUGACAAGUACUAUGAUUCCUUAAACAGACCAAGGUCUACACCCACUCCUACUGGAUCCCUAAGUGCCAAUGGAGUGCCAACAGAAGCUCUUGACUAUGACAGAUUGAAACAGGACAUUCUGGAGGAGAUGAGGAAAGAACUAUCAAAGUUGAAAGAAGAACUUAUUGAUGCAAUUAGGGAGGAGUUGGGCAAGUCCAACUCUGCGUAAAGAUUGCAACAUCCCUGCAUUUUCCAACCAUGGCCCAUAACUCGAGGCCAGCUCCAAGUUCUGACACUUAAAAGCAACAAAAAUGGAAAUUUUACAAAAGAGUUUAAAACCAGUGGCAAUCACAAUAACCAUAUUAAUUAUGAGGAAGCGAUUUGAAGGCAAUGCCGUUUGGGGCAAACGGACACACAGCAUGAGCGCGUGAGAGAACGGGAGGUGUGUGACUGUAGGCUGGGGACAACUCCUGUAUUUCUCACUGAUGCUCCACCCACUUGGCAGGAUGCUGACUUUAAGAGAAAUGACUGUCAAUAUGCAAUGGAUGACUAUAUUAGAACAACAGGAGAAAUCGCAAAGUGGGAGAAGAAAAAAAAAAAGAACACAAACUAUUACUGAACUACAUACUGUAUUAACCAUUGAAGAGUGACGCUGUAUAUCCAGCAGAUGACAUUCAUUCUUUGGCACAUUGCUUAGCAAAGGGCAGGCUUAUUUGAUCAGAUGGCACUGACAGGAGUCGGUAGAGUGAAGUAGGGCUUAGGUUUGCCUUGCACAGUUGAGAAAGAAAUGUUAGCAUCAGGCCAAACAACUUGACUGAAGGACUGGGUAGAGUUAAUUGCUGCAGGACUUUGUAAAGCUUGUCUUCCUGAUACUAUUUUAACCUGAAGAUGUACAAUAAAGACAAAAAAGAUACCUGCAACUCAUCUAAUUAUGUUUGAUCUAAUGUACGCCAUGGCCAUAUCGAGUAGCUUAGUCGUGUAAUCUUGGGAUGAAGUCUCAGUCAGUUAUUUUUUUUUGUUUUCUUGUUUUGAUUUGAUUUGAUUUUUUUUUUCGCCCCAAAGUCAGUUACCUGGAUACCUUUUUCUUUUUGUAGGCAAAUGCUCAAAAUCCUGUCUUUUAUGAGCCACUGUACUAUGUAUAUUUUCUCUGUCGUAUGUUUGCGAGCCGUUUGAGAAGAUCAGGUGGGACAAUGCCUUUCUACUGUAAUUCAUUGUAGCUCUUUACCAAAAUCCACUCAGUCUAAAUAAUGGUUAACGCCAAUAUCAACAAGACCGCAUCUGUAGAUAGUGCUAUUGAGAACUACUUUUUCAUUGCAGACUUUUCUCUUAUUUCUUUGAUUUUAGUGCAUGUCUUGUUCUGAAUGAAAUGGGAAACAUUGCUGCCACGAAAAAUAAAUUGACUAUUCUUUUCAGUUUAUAAGCAAUAAGUGUAGCACUGACACUCCGUUUCCCCAGGUGUUUCCCUGUUGUAAUCACCCACUCUACCCUUAGUCUGUGGAUGAGUGAUUAUUUUCACACUGCAUACACUUUUUUCCCCUUUCUUUUUCUUAAAUUGCUGGGUUCCGUUUUUGACAGACAUCUCUCUUUAUAGCCAUAAUUAAAUUAUAGAGGUACAUCAUUAUGCUCAGCAGUCUCUUGUAAUGUGUUUUUAUUUUCAAAAUCAAGGGUGCAAAACAUCUUGGACUGUAAAUUACUGUGUUCUUUUAUUGAACUUUCACCAAUGCUAGACAAGAUCAGAACAAAUUAAUGAGGGAUAUAGAAGUGAGAUAUUUACAGAAAGCAUUGUGCCAUGUAGAGUGCUUGUUUUUCCUCAGUGUUGCUUUUUUUUUGGUUUUCCACAUUUGCCCUUUUGAUUUUCUUAGAACAGUUUUUAUGGAAAGCUCUUUAAAGCCUAAAAGCUGUAUGCACAAUCAUUGAUGGGGAAAACAGUUGAACGUGAUUAUGAUCAUGGUAAGGUAUUUGUGAGCUUGAAAGUUGGCAUUUUUCUCUAAGCAGGUUUUUAUUUCUUCAUGGUGACUACAGUUUGGUUACCAAUCUAUCACCUGAAAGCCCUUCAUACAGCCUAAUGGAAAUAAAUCUCUUUUUACUCAUUCUCCGUCAUCCAACAUAAACUCUCAAGGAAUCAGAAAGCUUGUAUAGAGUGUUUACAGCAUUGAUUGCACUUUAAAACUCCAUAGAAAUUCAAAUCGCAACACUACUGCUGGCAAGCUGACGCCAUCACCUUUGUGUGCGUGGCAAUCUCACCAAAGUUCAACAGUAACAAUCUCCUGAAAGUCACACUGUCCUGAGCCGCCUUCGUUUUCUCAUCAGGAAUGAAUCAGUGGUUGGGGGUCCUUCGGUUAGGGAGGAAAAGUGUUACGGUUUGAGGUUGUUUUCAUACAUGGAUAACUCUGUUUGUGAUCUUCAUGGUUUGUGCCUUGUUCUGAAGUUGCAUUUAUUAUGUCAAAGGUUUUAAAAAAAGAAAAAUGACUAGUAAUAAUAAUUAUACGGCCUGUCACAACCUCAUUUAUGUUUUGCAUCCUGCUUUAGUAAAUACGAAAGGGAGAUUUUAGGAUGUUAGUUUGAAAACAAAUGUGCAUUUAUUCAUCAUGCCAUUUUUCUUUUUUGUUACAGUACGGUUUGUGUUAAAUGGCUAAUCAUUGAUGUUUGCGAGGUCUGAAGAUGGGAGAUGUUUUGCAGGGGGGGUUCGGUUGAAUUAACAAUACUGGAGCGUUCUGUCUCUUGACAUAUCCAUCUUCAGGAGUGGCUGUGAUAAGUGGACUAUUCAAGUGUGUGCUGGAUGAAAUUCAACUCAAUGUCCCUGAAAUGCAUUUAUCAGUCUCUUUUCUCCUUUUUUUUCUAUUUUAUCAUUCACAAUGUACCAUACUUGUUUUCAUGUUAAUUAGAAGUUUCUUACAUGCUAACAUUGUUUUGUUUGAGCAAAUGAAAUAAAACUUGCAAUACAUUA